This is a messenger RNA of Spirodela intermedia, 306 nucleotides long. Lineage: Eukaryota; Viridiplantae; Streptophyta; Magnoliopsida; Alismatales; Araceae. The record is from the annotation of a GenBank genome assembly.
AUGAGGCGGCUACGGCGUUUGGCCAUGGUGCUGAGCCUCUUUCUGAUCCUGGCCGACAUGGGUUCUCAUGGACUUGCGCGGGAGAUCACCAGAAAGAUCCAUGGAGACCAGAACAGGAGGCGACCGUCGAGAGAGCCGCGUUCUUCAACCGUUACCGCAUCGGUCGUCGUUUCCGUCGAGCAUCGUUGCAAGUCCAAGGUGGUUGCCUUCUGCAGCUCCGUCGGAAAGGACGAGAAGACCAACUCCACCAUGGACGAUGACAAGCGGGUCGUGCCCACCGGCCCAAAUCCCUUGCACAACAGAUGA